AUGUUACGCGAUGUUCGUCGGGAACAAAGGCGAGCGGUGUAUGAUGCGGCUGCUGGUGAUACUAGUGUUAGAUCUGGUGCUGGUGAUUUAAAUGGAGAAGAGGUGGCUGGUGAUUAUGAUAACGGUAUUCAAGAAGUGAUUUUUGUGAUUAAAAGUGUUGAUGCUGAAAUAUAUUUUUUUUGGUGGAUGGUUCUCGGUGGUUUUUUCGAAUAUGCUUUUCGGCAGCCACACGUGAUUAGUUUGGUUUUUAUUUUCGAUUUAUAUGCCAUUCGCCUUCCUUUCUUUCGUUUACUUAUCAUAUUUCUUUUUUUGUUUAUGUUGUGUGCUCACGAGAAGAUUUGUGAAUGA
Molecule: messenger RNA, 348 nt
Organism: Rotaria sp. Silwood2
Lineage: Eukaryota; Metazoa; Rotifera; Eurotatoria; Philodinida; Philodinidae
Source: the annotation of a GenBank genome assembly